Portunus trituberculatus (swimming crab) is the source of this 584-nucleotide messenger RNA. RefSeq names its product anaphase-promoting complex subunit 13-like. The record is from RefSeq and is a predicted model, not a curated record. NCBI's taxonomy places the organism in Eukaryota, Metazoa, Arthropoda, Malacostraca, Decapoda, Portunidae. The transcript has a single exon. The coding region runs from base 254 to 481 and encodes 75 amino acids. Gene Ontology annotation, cellular component: anaphase-promoting complex. Gene Ontology annotation, biological process: protein K11-linked ubiquitination.
CUGAACAAGCCACUAAGCCAAAUUAAGCCAGUAAACUCAAAAAACAACAAAAACAACCUCAAAACAAGAGAAAAUUAACUCAAACAAGCCACCAAGCCAGUCCAAGCCAGUAAGCCCAAACUAAUGCACUAACCCAGCCAAAAUCAAGCCAGUAAACUCAAAAAAACAACAAAAACAACCUCAAAACAAGAAAAUUAACUCAAACAAGCCAGCAAGCCACUAAACCAAACCACCAACCCAUCCCAAGCCAGCAAUGGACUCCCAGCUUCAGUUUGAUGGCAAGUUACUGGGUCUGGUGGACACGGCCUGGCUUCUGGACCGACUGCCUAGUGAUGACAUUGCAGUACCAGUCCAGGAGUUGCCAGAUCCUGAACCAGAUACUGCUACUCCCAACCAGACACUCAGACAGCAGGAACACAAGUGGGGUGACCUUGUGCUCUCCAACCUCACUGACACACAGGGACAGAAUGCUGCUAGUUAGGUUAGGGGGUUAGAAUAGGGUAGGGUGUGUUAGUGGGUGUGUUUUGGGGUGUUUGAGUGUGUUUUGAGUGUGUUUUGGGGGUGUUUUGGGGUAUUUCAGUGUG